Molecule: messenger RNA, 1975 nt
Organism: Daldinia decipiens
Lineage: Eukaryota; Fungi; Ascomycota; Sordariomycetes; Xylariales; Hypoxylaceae
Product: putative toxin biosynthesis protein
Exons: 1
Coding region: 484-1800 (438 amino acids)
Source: RefSeq, a predicted model, not a curated record
CCAUCACAACCAUUAAAUCCGUAAGUUGGCUCUGUGUAUUAUAUUUAGACGUAUACUCGUGUCUUUAGAUUUUCUGUAUUUUUCUGUAUGCAAGCUUAAUACAGUCUAGUUGAGUACUAGCUAAUAAUCCGUCCUAAUCCGUCCUAAUCUGUCCUAAUUGGUUGUUUCUUCUUAUACGAGCGACAUCUACCCCGGCGUUCUUGGUUUGGGAGCUAUAAUAAAGGACAGCCUCGGCUAAAUAUAACAAUACCUACCUACCUCAUCGACGACAAGACCUUGGACAAGGCUCUAUUUAGAUGUUUCAAUGCUUUCAGUCCUAGGUUAACAAUAUAUCCCACCGCUUAUUAGAACCAGGCUUUAUUAGAACUCCCAUCUUCUUAACCAAGUCUCAAGAGAUCAACCACCAUCUAUCCAAAGGCAAUAUACCCAUCCAUACGUUAUACCCAAACACUCAUACAUUCAUACACUCCAUACUCGCCCACCAUGGCAACGCCCAACCCCUUCCCCUUCCACAUAACCGAACACACCAUCCCCUCCCAACACAUCCGCGAAUUCCCCCGCGCGACGUCCAACUCCCAAGAAGACAUCCUCUACAUCAGCAUCAAGCAAUACACCCCCAUCGACAACCCCACCCCCCAACCAGGCGACGUGACCAUCCUCGGCGCCCACGCCAACGGCUUCCCCAAGGAACUCUACGAGCCGCUAUGGGCCGACCUGCACGCCCGCUCCAAGGCGCACGGCUUCCGCAUCCGCGGCGUCUGGAUCGCCGACGUGUCUAACCAAGGCUACAGCGGCCAGAUCAACGAGACCACCCUCGGCAACGACCCCUCCUGGAACGACCACGCGCGCGACCUCCUCCACCUAACCAACGUCUUCCGCGCCUCCAUGCCCCGCCCCAUCGUCGGCGUAGGCCACUCCUUCGGCGGCGCCGUGCUAACCAAGCUCUCCCUGCUGCACCCGCGCCUCCUCACCACCAUAGUCCUGCUCGACCCGACCGUAACAGAAUUCACAUUCCAGCGCCGAGGCCCCGGCAAAUCCCCCGCCCGCGCCUCCACCUUCCGCCGCGAGACCUGGCCCUCCCGCGCCGCCGCCGCCGACUCCUUCCGCCGCAGCCCCUUCUACCGGGCCUGGGACCCGCGCGUCCUCGACGCCUGGAUCGCCCAUGCCGUGCGCGACACCCCCACCGCGCUAUUCCCCAACCCCGAGAAAGACGGCGGGGCAACCCUGCGCACGACGAAGCACCAGGAGGUAUUUACCUUUUUCCGCCCGCUGUGGCCGUACCUCGACCCAGUUACCCGGGAAGUCGACCGCGACGGGGCCCCGGACUUCGACCCGGACGUGCAGGAUCAACUUCGGGAUCCGGCCAGCGUGUUCCCGUUCUACCGGUCCGAAGGAGGCAGCAUCCUCAAGCAUAUACCUGAGGUGCGGCCAUCUGUGCUCUGGGUCUUUGGUGGAGACAGCGACUUAGGCGCUCCGGAAGGCCGCAAGUUGAAAACGGAAACCUGUGGGAUUGGAGAUGGGGGUAGCGGUGGUCUUAAGCUGGGGCGGGUGGACCAGGUCGUCUUAGAAGGCCGCGGCCACUUAUUUCCGAUGGAGAUCCCGGAUGAAUGCGCGAAACAUGCAGCGGCGUGGAUAGGAAAAGAGAUGGUGCGGUGGCGAGAAAAGGAGCGUGAGUAUGAGGAGUGGGUCAAGCUGCCAGUCAAGGAGAAGACGACAUUAAGUGAGAAGUUCCUAGAUAAUGUCGGUCGUCCGCCGCUGAGGAAGAGUGGAUCUGCAGCUGGUUCGGGGUCUAAAUUAUAAGAAUGAAGUUACAGUGUUUAAUCUGCAUUAUUUUCAAAUGCUCUGGCUAGGAGGGGUUUAAGACGAAAGUAUAUGCCCGAAGUAAGCAUUUGCUCGACAUGUAUUAGCUAUAGAUAUUGGAAAUUUCAUUAUUAGGGCUAUCACACAAGACCGUAAAGGUAGCAAAGUAGCAAAG